Messenger RNA from Toxorhynchites rutilus septentrionalis, 1731 nucleotides. RefSeq lists its product as uncharacterized. Gene Ontology annotation, biological process: DNA integration. NCBI's taxonomy places the organism in Eukaryota, Metazoa, Arthropoda, Insecta, Diptera, Culicidae. The transcript has a single exon. The record is from RefSeq and is a predicted model, not a curated record. Gene Ontology annotation, molecular function: nucleic acid binding. Bases 1 to 1731 code for a protein of 576 amino acids.
AUGACCGAAUGGAGAUAUGUGCCAACUAACCUAAACGUAGCGGAUGAAGGGACGAAGUGGAAAGGGCUUCCGGAUCUGUCUUCGGAAGCUAGAUGGUUCAAAGGUCCUGAGUUUUUGCGACAUCCAGAAGAAAAUUGGCCACGUUCAAGUACUACAGUGAAAACCACCGACCUGGAGCUUCGCCCUAGUGUGCUAGCGCAUUUCGUAUCUCUAGAACCUAUAGUUUGCGUAAGGGAAUUUUCCAGUUGGAAACGGCUUAUCAAUGUAGUCGCCUUUGUUCAACGAUUUCCUGCCAAUUGCAGGUUGAAGCUCCUGAAGAAAUCAAUCGCGAGUGGACCAAUUUCUGGACAAGAAAUGUUGUCUGCCGAAAUGUAUCUAAUUCGUCAAGCUCAGCAAGAAUCUUUUCCAGAUGAGAUUGUCAUCCUUCGAAAGCAGCAAAAGUGUUCGGCUCAAACCUCAAAUCCGAUUCCCCAGACUAGUGCAUUGCACCAGAAAACACCUUGGAUGGACCAAAAUGGAAUAAUAAGAAUGCGUGGACGUAUCGCUGCAUGUCACUAUGCGACCGAAGAUGCCAAGUAUCCAAUAAUACUCUCGCGUGACCACCACACCACUAAAUUAAUCGUCGGUCAUUACCAUCAAAAAUACCAUCACCAAAACCAUGAAACCGUGAUAAACGAGAUCCGUCAAAAAUACAGCAUACCGAAACUUCGCAUGAUCUUCAAAAAAGUACGUGGAGACUGCCAACUCUGCAAGAAUAACCGGGCUAUACCGUGUCCACCUAUCAUGGCUGACCUUCCCGAAGCACGACUUGCUGCUUUCGAACGCCCAUUCACUCAUGUUGGCAUUGACUUUUUUGGGCCAUAUGAAAUUGUUAUUGGACGUCGAAUUGAGAAAAGAUGGGGAAUGCUCGCAACUUGCCUCACGAUCCGAGCGAUUCAUAUCGAUGUCGUUCAUUCCCUCUACACCGAUUCAUGCGUCAUGGCAAUACGAAACUUUAUCUCUCGGCGAGGCAAACCGCGGGUGUUUCAUAGCGACCGUGGCACCAAUUUUAUCGGUGCCAACAGAGAACUGAGGGAAGCGGAAAAAUCUGUGAACCAAAAUGAUCUGAUGAAAGAAUUUGUGGAUAGCGAAACGAAGUGGGAGUUUUUGCCACCCUCUUCUCCGCAUAUGGGCGGCAGCUGGGAGCGGUUGAUUGGUUCCGUCAAGAAAAACCUGAUGGCAAUUCUACCCGCACGGAAGCUGUCGGAUGAGGUCCUGCGGAAUGUGCUUACCGAAAUUGAAAACACGGUCAAUUCUCGACCGCUAACUCACGUUCCAGUUGACGACGACUCAGCUCCUGCCUUGACACUUAACCACUUCCUCCUUGGGUCAUCGAAUGGAAUUAAACCGCUCUGCACUCUCGAUGACAGCGAUGUCGUGUUAAAACAAGGCUGGACACUAUCCCAAGUUCAGACUAACUUGUUUUGGAAGCGUUGGGUAAGCGAUUACUUGUCUGAAAUAACUCGACGUACCAAGUGGUUCGUCCAUACAAAACCAAUCGAAGUGGACGAUAUAGUGGUGAUAGCCGAUCCUAAGAUGCCACGGAACUGCUGGCCGAAAGGCAGAAUUAUUUGCGUCCAUCCUGGACGAGAUCACCAACCCAGGUCUGCGACUGUGAGGACAAUGACUGGUAUAUAUGAGCGUCCGGUAGCCAAGUUAGCUGUGCUAGAUGUGCGGCGCGGAGGAGCGUAA